Physella acuta is the source of this 3413-nucleotide messenger RNA. RefSeq names its product tumor protein p53-inducible protein 11. The record is from RefSeq and is a predicted model, not a curated record. NCBI's taxonomy places the organism in Eukaryota, Metazoa, Mollusca, Gastropoda, Physidae.
GCCCGUGUCUGUGUUUGUGUGUGAUGAUGGUGUGGUGUGAGGAUUGUCUUCUCACGUGCGGGGACCUGUGAGUGAGUUCUGAGAUUACUGCCGACAUACUCGCAGUGUCGUGACAUAGUUUUUAGUGAUUGGUGUCAAUAAUUAAUUAGCCGUGCUUAAAAUUGAAAGUGAAUUAAUUAUGCCUUGUGAUAGAUCAAGUGUACUGACAUUCGUUUUUGGGAGUUCUCUGUGUUAAGGAUUGGUGAAGUCUCAAAUAUCUGGCUUUACACUAGAGUCUGAGAAAUCUGUUUUAAACAUACGCGAGGUUGCUCAAAGAUUAAUGAGUUCAUUAACGACUUAAUUGCUAGGCGGAGUCUCCUACCACUUUGUCAGACUUUGAAUCACGUGACCCCGUGACGUCAUGACCAGCUGACGAAAACAUCGUCACUGUCUAAGGCAGUGAGUGUAUCGAUUUUCUAUCGAUAUUAAGUGAUUGAUUCUAAUUUGGGAUAUAUCGAUUUCCUAUCGAUGUCAAGUGAUUGAUUCUAAUUUGUGAAGUAUCGAUUUCCUAUCGAUGUCAAGUGAUUGAUCCAAGUUGUGAAGUGUUGAUCGUGUUGUGAAACUGGUUUUGUUUAUCUCGUGUUCAAAAUGGCGGAGGGAGGAUUACCAAACGCCAUCUACAGGCCGACUCUGAUGGUCAAGGAUGAGAGACCAAAACACAGCAGUGGAGACCUCCACAGCCGGUUAAAGACUCGCAAGCUCCUGGGUGUGGGGGAGACGGACGAUGGGGACAUCCACAGGUCAAAGCUGAGCCAGAUCCUGGGUCACAGUGACCAGCUGUACAUCCGCCUGCCCUACGGCCUCAGGGUAUGGCAGCUCAUCAUGGCAUGCAUGUUCACCUUCAUUGGCACCUGGGCACUAAUCCUACCUUCACACCUGUUCAACACAAGUCUUGAAGGAGUCGACAACAUCACCUUGCCAGUUCGACUAUAUGGUGGUGCAUUAAUUAGCUUGUCCAUUGUGUACUGGGUGACCCUGAGCUCACAAGACAGGGACAUCAUACGCAUGUGCCUGCUCACUUCCAUUGUUUAUUUCGCCAUUCAGUUCCUAGUUACCACCGGUUACCUACUUUUUUCCCCCAACCCCCUGACCAGGAACGCUGCCAUGUUGCUGUUGGGUCAAGGUCUUUUCAUCCUGGUCAGCUGGUUCUACCACUGGGCUCUCGUCCAGCGCAAGUUCUUCUCUUCCAUGAAGCGGUCAGCGUCUUGUAAAGAUCUAAGCAAGGACAAAUAAGUUUCUUCAAUACUCCAGUCUGUGGCAUGCAAAGAUCUAAGGACAACAUUUUUUUAUUCUUUUCAUAUUCCUGUGUCUUUUAUUCAUUAUUUUCUAAUUGUUUGCCUUGAACUAUUGUACAUGCUAUACACACCUGUGAUGACAUGCUAUACACACCUGUGAUAGCAUGCUAUACACACCUGUGAUAGCAUGCUAUACACACCUGUGAUGACAUGCUAUACACACCUGUGAUGACAUACUAUACACACCUGUGAUAGCUUGAACUAUUGUACAUGCUAUACACACCUGUGAUGACAUCAUCCGAAGUAUAUGUUUGCCACAUUUGUGUCAGGGCCACUAUGAAAUACUAAUGCACCAUUAUCUUAAGUUGAAAAAAUGUUAUGUGAAAACCACUCAUUCAAAUAUGAAUGUAUUAAGUUUCUGUUUUUAAAAAAACACUUAUGCGAUUAAUAUAUGAACAUAAAAUUAUAUUUUGUCUGUGUCUGGUUUCCCAUAAGAACCACUGAUGAAAGUAUGAAGCUAUUGUUCUAUCCAGAAACUGUCUCCAACUAUUGAUUGUGUAAUUUUGUUUAACUUUUGUAUAUGCAGCUACUGAUGGAUUUCUCCACUCAGAAUAUCUGACUAAUAGUUGAUACUGGAUAAUUGUUUAGAUUUUAAAAUCCAUUAAAAUAGGUUGAGAUUUCUUUAAUCCGGUAAAAAGGUUGAGAUUUCUUUAAUCCGGUAAAAAGGUUGAGAUUUCUUUAAUCCAGUAAUUGUUUAAGACAUUGGAGCUAUGUGUUUAUGCUUUGAUGUAGGUCAUUUUUAAAUUUAGGGUUAAUCAGCAGGAAACAGAAAUUAAAAUUUAAAUUAAAAAAAAUAAAAUUCAACUAGAUACAAGUAAACUCCACUUAGCUCAAGAUGGGUCAGGUUUGAAAAGUGAACUUUACCUACUUAUUAUUUUAUAAUAAAAAUGUGUUACCCAGUUACAUUUUAAAAAGGCCAUGAACAACUUAUGAAUGUCUUUGUGUCUGCUAAGUCUGAUAUUUAAAUCUUUAUAGCCUAAUUCUAUUUUUGGUAUGUACAUUUAAAAAAAAAAUAAAUCUAGCUAACAAAAUAUUUACAAUAAAAACAAAAUAUAAUUAUUUAGCUUAAACUGUCAAUAAACUGUUAAAUUCAAUUUUGUAAUCCAAGUUUUGAAAUCAUGUAAAUCAUGUGUUGUUGUAUAUUCCAAUAUUUGAUUCGUACAUUUUGCAUGGUUCUGGUUUUAUAAUUUUAAGGUUAUACAUUCAUACCUUUUUGGGCUUUAAAAAAAUCUAGGAAUAAAUUCAUCAAUUAAUUAUGAAAGGAUAUUUAUUGAGAUUCUUAUUAUUAUGUAAAUUAUUGUGUUAUGAUAAAUGUAGUGUUACCCUUUGCGGGAUGAGCAAUUAGAAUCUAAUGAUGAAGCCAUUAAUUAAUUUAGUGUAAUGAUUUUUCUCCCCUGUAUAUGGCUAAUACUAAAUGAAUUUGUUUUAAGAAACUAAGGCUACAGGCUAAUCAGGGAUAUACAGGCCAAGUUAUUGAACACUUGUGUGACAAAACAGUUAAUAUACAGGCCAAGUUAUUGAACACUUGUGUGACAAAACAGUUAAGUUUGAUUCAGGCUAAUCAGGGAUAUACAGGCCAAGUUAUUGAACACUUGUGAGACUAAACAGUAAAGUUUGAUUCAAGGCAGAUGGCUAUGUGCAGUAGUGUGUAAGAUGGGAUGUUUCAAGUGAAAAUAUUCCCAAACUGCUGAUGUCAGAAAGGAAUGAUCCUUUUUGUUAAAUCAUUGACUUCACUUUAACAUAAGGACGGGGAAAAAAACAAUUACUUUUUACAAGAGAUUUCGUCAAAGAAAAAUUUCUUCUUCUCUGCAAUAUAUUCCACCCUUGCUCCCCCCCCCUUAAAAAAAAAAUAACCAAUGUCCUGAUAAUGUCCUGAUAUGUACCCACCUUAAUACCAGCUGCUUUAACCCUUUGUAUGCCUUUGUUCACCUUUUUCUGUGGCUGGUUUCAUGUGACAAAUGUUCUUGUAACAAAUGUUUAUGUAAGUGUUCCAAAACUUGUAUCUUUUGUAUGCUGUUGUUCCAGAACUUGUAUCAAUCACUUUUAAAUGUGUUUCUAUUGUACCAUCAACAUUAAAUU